Messenger RNA from Monosiga brevicollis MX1, 1950 nucleotides. RefSeq lists its product as uncharacterized. NCBI's taxonomy places the organism in Eukaryota, Choanoflagellata, Craspedida, Salpingoecidae. The transcript is spliced from 2 exons. Gene Ontology annotation, cellular component: nucleus. The coding region runs from base 1 to 1950 and encodes 649 amino acids. Gene Ontology annotation, molecular function: protein serine/threonine phosphatase activity. Gene Ontology annotation, biological process: protein dephosphorylation. The record is from RefSeq and is a predicted model, not a curated record.
AUGUUUGUUUUUGGUCUCUGGAAAAGUCAUGCACUGCUCACCAUUUUCUGGCUUCUUCUCUGUCUAGGAUGGCGAGCAGUGGCAGUGCAGACGAGCGAUCCGGCGCCGUUUCGCGCCCAGCUAGAGCAAUGGAAAAGCUGGCCUCACGUGCUCCAGUUGGCCCAACUGCAGACGCUGAAGCCAAGCCGAGCAAGGCUGAAGACAAGCUUAAACACGCUGAAGCCAUGCUGGACAGCGCUGAAGCCAGGCUGGACAGCGCUGAAGCCAACCUGGACAGCGCUGAGGCCAACCUGGAACCUGGACAGCGCUGAGGAACGUGCCAUGGCGCCCAUGGACACAGAGGAGCAAGCCAGUGCCGAAUUGAAGGUGGCGGAAGCCGAAUUGGGCGUGGCCAAAGCCAAACUGGGCGUGGCGGAAGCCGAAUUGGGCGUGGCCAAAGCCAAACUGGGCGUGGCUGAAGCUAAUGUGGAAGCGGCUACAAAUGAUGAAGACCGAGCCCGAGCCGAAUCAAGUGUGGCCAAUGCCAAAUUGAAGGCGGCGCAAGCCAAACUGGAAGCGGGCGACGCCGAAUUGGAAGCGGCUACAAAUGAGAGAGACCAAGCCCGAGCCGAGGCGGACGUGGUCGAUGCCAAACUCAACGUGGCCAAAGUGAACGUGGCGGAAGCCGAAUUGGGCGUGGCGGAAGCCGAAUUGGGCGUGGCGAAAGCCAAACUGAAAGCGACCAAAGCCAAAGUGGCAGCGGGUACGAAUGAGAAAGACCAGACCCGAGCCAAAUCGGGCGUGGCCAAUGCCGAAUUGAACGUGGCGGAAGCCCAAGUGAACGUGGCGGAAGCCGCAUUGGGCGUGGCCAAAGCCAAACUGGAAGCGGCCAAAGCCAAAGUGGCAGCGUGUUCGAAUGAGGCAGACCAGACCCGAGCCAAAUCGGGCGUGAUCGAUGCCGAAUUGAACGUGGCCGAAGCCGAAGUGAACUUGGCCAUCUGGCGUCGACGUGCCGCAGAGCUGAGCAAUGUCUCUGAAUUCAUCCGAGACAUCUUGAAAAUGGAAGAGGCCUACGCUCGCCAGAAGCGUGAUGAAGCUGCAAGCAGAAAAAAACCACCCAUGGCGGCUGCAGUGAGCCCUCGUCCCCUGCAAUCCCGUGAGCUUGGUUUCGUGGGCCUCGUGAACAUUCCUGACAACGAUGGGCAGCCGUUGUAUUACCAACCAUACUGCUUUCUCGGCGAGGGCAGGCACUGCAAGGCGUACAAAGGCGACUUUCAUGACAAGCCGGCCGUCUUCAAGAUUUUCCAGGACAAAGCCGUCAUGAAGCAGGAGCGUGACAUGCUUAUCAAUCUGGAUUUGGCCAAGGUUCAAAACGUGCCUGUCCUCAAGGGUUGCUCGGAAGAGUACCCCUACUGCUGCGUCGUGGCCCCUGUAGGCAGAGAAUUUGUCACGCCUCCUACAAGACAUGAGCUAUCAAUGCUUUUGGAUGUGCUCAAGGCCGCGCACAAGGCUGGGGUUGUUCAUCGUGACCCGCUUCCCCGCAACUAUUUUCGUGUGGAUUCUACAAUUCUAUUCAGCGACUGGGGGUCGGCUGAAGAGAUUCGCACAGGCCAGCCAGUUGCACCCACUGGCUGGCCUUGUGAGCAAGCAGAUGACAUGAUUGACGAGAGUGAGGUGGUGCCCCAGUUCCGACAUGACCUGGAAAUGUUUGCAAAGGGCAUCUUCUUGCGAAUGGUGCAAAAGGGCGGCUGGCCAAAUGACCUGCGUAGCACUGAUUUUUGGGAUGAGGGAUACUUGGGAUCUACCUGGCGACCUGUCUUGAAUGCUGCUCGCUCUCUACCCAAUUUCCUUACCGGAGAAGACUCACCCGAAGAUUUUGUGCAAAACCACGAUGAGACAUACGAGAACUUCAGAAACAUACUCUUGGAGUCCUAUGAUCGCCUGCUCUCUAAUGGGCCCGCUUUGUUUUGA